Melopsittacus undulatus (budgerigar) is the source of this 3589-nucleotide messenger RNA. It is a transcript of the gene CACNA2D3, whose product is annotated as calcium voltage-gated channel auxiliary subunit alpha2delta 3. Gene Ontology annotation, cellular component: voltage-gated calcium channel complex. The transcript is spliced from 38 exons. Bases 1 to 3273 code for a protein of 1090 amino acids. Gene Ontology annotation, molecular function: voltage-gated calcium channel activity. NCBI's taxonomy places the organism in Eukaryota, Metazoa, Chordata, Aves, Psittaciformes, Psittaculidae. The record is from RefSeq and is a predicted model, not a curated record.
AUGUCAGAGAAUGGGAAUCUUCUUCGGGCUUUUGGUUUUUUUUUCUUCUGGACAGCUUUUAACACAGCCUUAGUGGAUGUGGUUGGAUCGGAGCAGCAGAUCCCCUUGUCUGUUGUAAAGCUCUGGGCCUCAGCAUUUGGUGGGGAGAUCAAAUCUAUCGCAGCCAAGUACUCAGGUUCCCAGCUCCUGCAGAAGAAAUACAAAGAAUAUGAGAAGGAUGUGGCAAUAGAAGAAAUCGAUGGUCUUCAGCUUGUGAAAAAGUUAGCAAAGAACAUGGAAGAAAUGUUCCAUAAAAAGUCUGAAGCUGUCCGGCGUCUUGUUGAAGCUGCAGAAGAUGCUUACCUGAAACAUGAGUUUGAUGCUGACUUACAGUAUGAAUACUUCAAUGCUGUGCUCAUAAAUGAACGAGAUGAAGAAGGAAACUAUUUGGAGCUGGGGAAGGAGUUCAUUCUAGUGCCAAAUGACCACUUCAAUAACUUGCCUGUGAAUAUCAGUCUGAGUGAUGUGCAAGUACCAACCAAUAUGUACAAUAAGGAUCCAGCCAUUGUAAAUGGAGUUUAUUGGUCAGAAUCUUUAAAUAAGGUGUUUGUUGAUAAUUUUGAUCGUGACCCUUCUCUCAUCUGGCAGUACUUUGGAAGUGCAAAAGGAUUUUUCAGACAGUACCCAGGAAUUAAAUGGGAACCCGAUGAGAAUGGAGUCAUUGCAUUUGACUGCAGAAACAGGAAAUGGUACAUCCAGGCAGCAACUUCUCCAAAAGAUGUGGUCAUUCUAGUAGAUGUCAGUGGCAGUAUGAAAGGGCUUCGCUUGACUAUUGCAAAACAGACAGUUUCCUCUAUUCUGGAUACCCUUGGAGACGAUGACUUCUUCAAUAUAAUUGCUUAUAAUGAAGAACUUCAUUAUGUAGAGCCAUGUCUGAAUGGAACAUUAGUUCAAGCAGACAGAGCCAACAAAGAGCAUUUCAGGGAACACCUUGACAAACUUUUUGCAAAGGGAAUUGGAAUGCUGGACAUUGCUUUAAAUGAAGCUUUCAACAUGCUCAAUGAAUUCAAUCACACAGGACAAGGAAGUAUUUGCAGCCAAGCCAUAAUGUUGAUUACUGAUGGAGCUGUGGACACAUAUGAUACAAUAUUUGCAAAAUACAAUUGGCCAGACAGAAAAGUUCGUAUUUUUACCUAUCUGAUUGGAAGAGAAGCUGCCUUUGCUGAUAACCUGAAGUGGAUGGCCUGUGCUAACAAAGGGUUUUUUACUCAGAUCUCUACCUUAGCUGAUGUUCAAGAGAAUGUCAUGGAAUAUCUCCAUGUUCUUAGCCGACCAAAGGUUAUUGACCAAGAGCAUGACGUAGUAUGGACUGAAGCGUAUAUUGACAGCACUCUCCCUCAGGCUCAAAAGCUUGCUGAUGAUCAGGGAUUGGUGUUGAUGACAACUGUUGCCAUGCCAGUAUUUAGUAAGCAAAAUGAGACUAGAUCUAAAGGGAUUCUUCUGGGAGUUGUUGGCACAGAUGUUCCAGUUAAAGAGCUUUUAAAAACUAUUCCAAAAUACAAGUUAGGUAUUCAUGGAUACGCUUUUGCAAUUACAAACAAUGGAUAUAUUUUGACUCAUCCAGAACUUAGGCCUUUGUAUGAAGAGGGGAAGAAACGAAGGAAGCCCAACUACAGUAGUGUGGAUCUGUCUGAGGUCGAGUGGGAAGACAGAGAUGAUGUGCUCCGAAAUGCAAUGGUCAAUCGGAAAACAGGGAAAUUCUCAAUGGAAGUGAAGAAGACAGUGGAUAAAGGGAAGCGGGUAUUGGUGAUGACAAAUGACUACUAUUAUACAGACAUCAAGGGUACUCCAUUCAGUUUAGGUGUGGCUCUCUCUAGAGGACAUGGAAAAUAUUUCUUCAGAGGGAAUGUAACAGUAGAAGAAGGUUUGCAUGAUUUAGAACACCCUGAUGUAUCUUUAGCAGAUGAAUGGUCCUAUUGCAACACUGACCUACAUCCUGAACACCGUCAAAUGACUCAGCUAGAAGCAAUUAAACGCUACCUCACAGGAAAAGAGCCAUUGCUACAAUGUGAUAAAGAAUUGAUCCAGGAAGUGCUGUUUGAUGCAGUUGUGAGUGCACCAAUUGAAGCUUAUUGGACCAGUCUAGCAUUAAACAAAUCAGAGAACUCUGACAAGGGAGUGGAAGUUGCCUUCCUUGGAACACGGACUGGACUAUCUCGUAUCAACCUGUUUGUGGGUCCAGAACAGCUUACUAAUCAAGAUUUCCUGACAGCUGAAGAUAAGGAGAACAUUUUUAAUGCUGACCAUUUUCCACUUUGGUACAGAAGAGCCGCUGAGCAAAUACCUGGGAGCUUUGUCUAUUCAAUCCCAUUUAGUACAGAAACUGCAAACAAAAGCAAUGUAGUGACAGCCAGUACUGCUAUUCAACUUCUGGAUGACAGAAAAUCUCCAGUUGUUGCAGCUGUAGGUAUCCAGAUGAAACUUGAAUUUUUCCAGCGGAAGUUUUGGACUGCAAGCAGACAGUGUGCAUCUCUCGAUGGCAGAUGUGCUAUAAGCUGUGACGAUGAAGCAAUCAGCUGUUACCUAAUAGAUAACAAUGGUUUUAUUUUAGUGUCUGAAGACUAUAGACAGACUGGUUACUUUUUUGGGGAGGUUGAAGGGGCUGUGAUGAACAAGUUAUUAACAAUGGGCUCAUUUAAGAGAAUUACACUUUAUGACUACCAAGCCAUGUGUAGAACAAACAAAGAGAGUAGCGACAGUGCCCAUAGCUUACUGGACCCUUAUAAUGCCUUCUUUGCUGCAGUAAAAUGGAUUAUGACUGAACUUGUCUUAUUCCUUGUGGAAUUUAAUCUAUGCAGUUGGUGGCACUCUGAUCUAACAGCAAAAGCGCAGAGGUUGAAACAAACGCUAGAGCCCUGUGAUACUGAAUAUCCAGCUUUUGUUUCCGAACGCACUAUAAAGGAGACCACGGGGAAUAUUGCUUGCGAUGACUGUUUCAAGUCUUUUGUUAUCCAGCAAAUCCCAAGCAGCAAUCUCUUCAUGGUGGUAGUAGAUAAUGAAUGCUUCUGUGAUUCUGUCCCACCAAUUACCAUGGCACCUAUAGAAAUAAGGUAUAAUGAAUCCCUUAAAUGUGAACGCUUGAAAUCUCAGAAGAUAAGAAGGCGCCCAGAGUCCUGUCAUGGAUUUCAUCCUGAAGAAAAUGCAAGAGAAUGUGGUGGUGUCUCAGGCCUUAGUGCUAAACCUCCUCUUGUUGCUUUUGUUCUUCCUCUGCUAUUGACGAUUUUCUCAAGGUGACAUUGACUGAUGUAUUCAAUUGGCAUGCUAAUACAUGGAUAAACUGUGAACCGGGAAAUGGUGCAACUUAAAGGACAUGAAAUAUAGUCAGAGCAUCAGCAUUUCAUGAUUUUAAACUGUUGGUGAUAUAAAUUCUUAAAGAUAUGUUGAAAAGAGAUUUAUCUUUUUACUUUGCAAGUCAUGCAGAUGUGAAUUUGGCAUAUGGUAGUCAUGAUUCAUCAAAAAGGACUUGGUAGAUAGAGGUGACCAUUGCUUUGUCCCAUUGGAAAUAAUUUAAAACUGUGUACUUUUUUCAAUAAAGUAUAUUAAAAUCACA